Penicillium nucicola is the source of this 1284-nucleotide messenger RNA. RefSeq lists its product as uncharacterized. Gene Ontology annotation, molecular function: oxidoreductase activity. Lineage: Eukaryota; Fungi; Ascomycota; Eurotiomycetes; Eurotiales; Aspergillaceae. The coding region runs from base 1 to 1284 and encodes 427 amino acids. The record is from RefSeq and is a predicted model, not a curated record. The transcript is spliced from 3 exons.
AUGGCAUCACCAUCUAUGUCCCAACUAUCAGGUGCCGCAGCUGUUCUCGCCCUGUUGCCUUCCUCCCCUUCGCAGCAGAUGCUAUGCGUUCUAGUCGGUAUAAUCACCUAUCUAGUGCUGGUAUCGUCCCUGAGAUUCCAGAGACGAGGCACGCUACACCGGAAAUAUGGAUAUUACUCGACACGGAAAGCAAUGGGUCAAAUGACCGACCAAGACGCGUGGGCUAUUCAGAAAACCAUCAUGCAGACCGAGUUUCCAUUCAUCGUUCUAAAAUCACUCCAAUUUGCACUGUUCCGCACAUAUGGAAUUCCAACCAUCUCCACGCUUCUCCUGAAAACAUCCCAAUUCUCCGACUCGGCCACGUCCUUCAAACGAUACGCCGACACAGGAACAUUAAUCGGCGAAUUCAUGGCCUUCGACCCAAGCUCAGAACGAGCACAAACAGCAAUAGCCCGGACCAAGUUCCUACACCAGGGAUACCGAGCCAGCGGAAAGAUCCUCGAAGCAGACAUGCUCUAUACACUGAGCCUCUUCGCCAUCGAACCAAUUCGAUUCGUGAAACAGUACGAAUGGCGCGAAAUGACAGAGAUGGAGAAGUGCGCCGUAGGCACCUACUGGAAGAGUCUCGGCGAUGCACUAGGCAUCAGCUAUGAAGUCCUCCCAUCUGGCAAGACCGGAUUCCAAGAUGGAAUCCACUGGCUGGAAGAGAUCGGAGCCUGGAGCUCGCAAUACGAGGCCGAGCAUAUGAGGCCGCAUCCACGCAACAAGGAGAUUUCAGAGAAGACGAUCGACGUGCUGGUUUACAAUCUACCUGGAUUUAUGAAACCGCUCGGUGAAUAUUUUGUUUCGUUCUUGAUGGAUGAACGACUGCGGGGUGCCAUGAUGAUGAACCCACCGCCAGCAUUCUUGAAGCUGACAUUCGACGCGAUAUUCAAGCUCCGUCAGUUAUAUCUUCGAUACCUGGCUCUGCCGCGUCCGAAUUUCAUGCGCUUGGAUGUGUUCGCCGAAAAGGCCAAUAAGCAUGGCCGAAACUGGGUUCUGAUAUAUGAAGGCGCGCCCUUCUAUGUGCAGCCCACAAUCUGGAAUCGCUGGGGUCCUGUGGCGUGGUUCAAGUGGGCUCUUGGACAGCCAUUGCCUGGGGAUGAUGGUGACAAGUAUUACCCGCAAGGCUAUUACACUGCUGACUUGGGCCCGAAAUACUUUGAGGGAAAGGGGCGAAAGGAGCUUGAGGUCAUUCAAGAGACUCUGCGUCAGGAGCGGAUGGGACAAUGUCCGUUUCCGUGA